Lucilia cuprina (Australian sheep blowfly) is the source of this 940-nucleotide messenger RNA. RefSeq lists its product as uncharacterized. The transcript is spliced from 3 exons. Lineage: Eukaryota; Metazoa; Arthropoda; Insecta; Diptera; Calliphoridae. The annotation marks the transcript as partial. The record is from RefSeq and is a predicted model, not a curated record.
CAGAUUUUGUCAAAGCCUGAAGCCUUGGCCCAGUCCAAGGUAUUAAUGGAAUGCAAGGUUGCCAUUAAAAACGUUGAAAGUUCUGUGUGUCGUAUGACUGGUGAAAAACAAGAUAAACUUCUGGAUGAAGUAGCCAGCAUGCUUCCACUGAAAUCAGUUGAAGCGGUGGGAGAGGUAGAGCAGAAGAUAGAAUCUCCAGAGUUUUGCCAAGCAAUGAUUACAUAUUUCCAUAAAUUGAAAGGCACUUCUGAGGAUGUCAGCUGUGUCAUUCGUGCGGUGUUAACUGAUGACCUGCUCGAAAAGUACAAUUGGGAAGGAAGGUGGGGAAAACAAGCGCUUGCUAAGCUUUCGCUAUUUCAAAAAGUAUUACAAGUAGUUUUUAAUCUGCAAGGGUCCUUAGACUUUGAAAAAAGUAUUAAAAAAGCCGUAGAAAAGAGCCACCAUAGACAAAAACAAAAAAAAUAUUUAAAAAAAUUAACCUAAAUAUAGUAUUAAAACAUAAUAAAAACUAAUAUAUUUUAUAAUAAAAAUAAUAUAAAAAUGAGUUUUAUUAUAAAAGUUAUACCGGUCAUAUUUGACGGAUAUAUUCAUCAAUUAUGACUAGUCAACAGUGACUGAUGUAUUCAUCAAGUAUGAUUGAUCAACAGUGACGGAUUUAUACAUCAAUGAUUAUAUGUUAACAGUGAUGGAUAUAUCCAUCAAGACUGAUUAGUCAACCCUGACUAACAUUUCCAUCAUCAUUGAUUUGUAAACAACAAAAGAGUGAGCAGCGCAAAUAUAUGUUUUGAAGUCGAGAGAAUUCAUAAGUGUGAGGGAGAUGAAAUAUCACACGUACACAAAUGUUUACAUCACUUUUGUCCAUUUGCCUUAAGAAACUGAUAGAAACUUUGUUAUACGCUAUGAUAGAAACCAUCCAUCAGUAGUGCCAGUCAAAUGACCG